UUAUUUGUCAGAAAUAAGAGUGGCAACCGAAAAUGAACGCCAUUUUCUGCAUAAUGUGCUGUUGAAUUUGAUGGAUACAAAUGCCGGAAGAAUCAUAAUUUGUAACGAAUAUUCAUUAACAAUUCAGGGAAAUUAAAUUUCCCUAUAAUGGCAGGAAAUGGAGAUAUUCAGUGGAGUUUUUCUCAAGUCAAAGGAACUCUUGAUGAUGAGAUAACAGAGGCUGACAUAAUAUCAUGCGUUGAAUUCAAUCAUGAUGGAAAUCUUUUAGCUACUGGAGACAAAGGUGGCCGUGUUGUAAUAUUUCAACGUGAUCCUCUGUCCCAGAUUUCUAUUCCCAAAAGAGGAGAAUAUAAUGUCUACAGUACAUUUCAAAGCCAUGAACCUGAAUUUGAUUAUCUAAAAAGUUUAGAGAUUGAAGAGAAAAUCAAUAAAAUUAGGUGGUUGAAACGUAAAAAUCCAGCUCAUUUUCUUCUCUCAACGAAUGAUAAAACUAUUAAAUUAUGGAAAGUAUCUGAAAGAGAUAAGAGAAUCGAGGGUUACAAUCUGAAAGACGAGACGGGUCAUGUGAAAGACCCAAUGUCUAUUACUAACUUGCGUGUACCAAAUGUAAGGCCCAUGGAUCUAAUGGUAGAAGCAAGCCCUCGUAGAAUCUUUGCUAAUGCUCAUACAUACCAUAUAAAUUCAAUAUCUGUCAACAGCGAUCAAGAAACCUAUCUCUCUGCUGAUGACUUACGAAUUAAUUUAUGGCAUCUAGAAAUUACAGACCAAAGUUUUAAUAUUGUUGAUAUCAAACCAACUAAUAUGGAAGAACUUACUGAAGUAAUUACUGCAGCAGAGUUUCAUCCUUCUCAAUGUAAUGUCUUUGUGUAUAGUAGUAGUAAGGGAACUAUUCGUUUGUGUGAUAUGCGAGCAGCUGCACUAUGUGACCAACAUUCUAAGUGUAUAUAAUGACAGGUUCUUAUAAUAAUUUCUUCCGGGUUUUCGACCGUCAUACUAAAAGAGAUGUUACUCUUGAAGCUUCCAAGGAAAUAGCAAAGCCUAAAACUGUUCUUAAACCUAGAAAAGUUUGUACAGGUGGCAAAAGAAAAAAAGAUGAAAUUAGUGUAGAUUGUUUAGAUUUUGGCAGAAAAAUAUUGCACACUGCCUGGCAUCCUCAAGAAAAUAUAAUAGCUGUAGCUGCUACAAAUAAUUUAUAUUUGUUUCAAGAAAAGUUGUAGUAAUAGUUCAUUUUCUAAUUAAUGAGCGAUGGAGGUCUUAAAACUGUGUGCCAUUUAUCGGAGGAAGUCUGCCGCCGCUCAGUUCCAGUGCCACGAACCACAAAACUGACUGCAAACAACCUUAACUUCCUGUUAUUUCUAUCCCAAAGCGUGCAUCGCUAUGGAUUGGCAGCAACGUCACCCCCAUGCUCACUUUCUAUUUGAAAACAGUAAUCAAUCCAUCAAUAUCCCGCUCUUCUCAUUUCCAGUUCAUAUAAAUUCGCCUGUGGCCAGGUGCCAGAGGUGGCUUAUUCAUCAGUUGUUUUUGACAGAAACUUGUACAUAAGAUAGUAGAGUGUAUAUUUUUGCUGCAAUCCCAUGCCAGAGAAUAGUUUUUUGUUGCAUGCUUCUUUUUUCUCAUCCAAUCUCAUUUUGAGACAUUUAACAAAAUAACUUGGGGAAAGGAAUAAAUAAAAGAAAAUCUGUCAAUAAAACUAAUUGUAUAAAUGAGACUGCUUUUUUUACAUAAAAAUAAUAAUAAAAUCCUAAAUGUUUUUGUCUAUGUAUUGUUUUGUAAUUACUCAUCUGUUUUGAAAACGGAAGUCAAAUAUUUGCACAAAUUGGAUUGAAUUUUAUUUUCAUAGCAUUGAGCAAGUUGAGUUGUUAUGUGUUUUUCUUCUAGUUGCUUUUUUUAAGUAUGUUAGAGAUUUUGUUUUUGAAUUAUCUGUCAGGCUAUGAUAAAAAUUUCAAUAACUUUUCCUUGUAUGUUUCAUUUGUAAAUCACAAACAUCCUUUAAAAGUAAUAAAUUAUUUUGAUUGUUAGCAUUCUUUUUCGUUUUGUUAUGAUUAAGAUGUACUGACAAGUUUUGACAACAUAGAUUUGAAUUUAUUGAUGAUUAAGAAAAUGAAUUGUAUUAUUUACUUUUUAAUUUCAUUAUUUGUUCAUUAUAAUUGUUAUCAACCAUCAUCUUUAAAAUAUAUAAAAUAAAAUAGUGAAAUUUAGUUCAGUACUUGUUGUUAUUAUAAAGAAAGAUUUUUAAUUGUUUCAAAUAUUUUAAAAGCUUUCAGUUGUAGAUUAAUGCAAUGAACCACAACACUAUUCCCUACAUCUCUAAAGAUCUUUUUUCAUUACUUAACAAUUUAAAUCAUAAAAUGGUGAUUGAAUUUAUUUUAGGCAUACCAUUCCACGUAUAUGUUUAUUUUAAACCUCAUAGAAAAGUAGUCAUUUUAUUUGAAAGAAUUGAAAUAAAUCCUGAUUGAAGCCUUAUUUUAUGAGAUCAUUAUCAUCACUACAAUAAGCAAUUGUUUUAUACAUAUUUGCUGUUGAAUCUCAUCGCAUUAAAACUGCUGGUUCUGUUUUGGAAAGAUUUGUUCAAGAUCGAUCUUGCAAAUUUUUUUGUUUUUAUAAAACAUAUUGCACUUUCUAAUGAUUUAGUCAAAGGUUCACAUUUUAUUUCAUUUUAGAGUCAUUCAUAAAAAGUUCUGAAAAACAUCUUUUAAUAAGAAUUUUUUUUUGCAGUAAUAAGUAAAGAAUACAUAAUCAUGAAUUAUUUACUGGAAUGGAUUAUCUUUUUGAGUUUUUAUCUCAAAUUUUGUUCAAUGCUGUGAAAAGAAAAAAAAAAACUUUUUAGCCCCUUUCUCUUUGUUCAAUUUUGUGGUUCAUAUUUUUGUAUUCAUAUUCAUUAAAACAAAUUUUUGUGAAUAGAUAAAGCCCAUACACAUUAGAAUAUGUUGACAAUCAUAAACUCGUGUUUUAUUCAUUAGUGUAUAAAUUAUAAUUCAACAAUUACCUUGAAUAACAUUAAAAAAAAUCAAAAUUUACUUUUUGUAAUUAUUAAAUAUUCUCAUUUCAAAACGACAUUAUUGAUUUUAUGAAAGUUUCUGAAUUUUUUAGACUUUCAAAUUCAGGGUCAUUUAUAUUUUCUUGCUUAAGCAGGCAUAUAAAAUAUUUUUGUGAGACAUCAGGGAUACAAAGUUUUAUUUUAGCUUUAAAAAAAACAACCUUUUUAUUGUAUUUUAAAUUGUUUUUACAUUUCUCAUUUUGUUGAGUUAUUUGAUAUGUUGCAUUGAUCCAAUGCUAACUGGCUAUGCAAAUGAAUUAAAUAAAAUGUGAUGUUUUUUAAAAA
Messenger RNA from Parasteatoda tepidariorum (common house spider), 3322 nucleotides. RefSeq names its product protein phosphatase 2 regulatory subunit tws (gene tws). The record is from RefSeq and is a predicted model, not a curated record. Lineage: Eukaryota; Metazoa; Arthropoda; Arachnida; Araneae; Theridiidae. Gene Ontology annotation, molecular function: protein phosphatase regulator activity; protein binding. Gene Ontology annotation, cellular component: protein phosphatase type 2A complex.